Messenger RNA from Phascolarctos cinereus (koala), 809 nucleotides. RefSeq names its product transcriptional regulator ATRX-like. The record is from RefSeq and is a predicted model, not a curated record. NCBI's taxonomy places the organism in Eukaryota, Metazoa, Chordata, Mammalia, Diprotodontia, Phascolarctidae. Gene Ontology annotation, molecular function: ATP hydrolysis activity; ATP binding. Gene Ontology annotation, cellular component: nucleus.
AGCAAGAAAGAAAAAAAUUAAGAGAGGUGGUAGAUAGUUAUGCUUCACCUACUGAGUGUCCAAUAACAACCAAACUUGUUUUAGAUGAAGAUGAAGACACCAAAGAACCCUUGGUUCAGAUUCAUAAAAACCUGGUUACCAAAUUGAAACCUCAUCAAAUAGAUGGUGUUCAGUUUAUGUGGGAUUGCUGUUGUGAAUCUGUAAUACAAAGAAAGAAAUCACCAGGCUCAGGAUGCAUUCUUGCCCACUGUAUGGGUCUUGGAAAGACACUACAGGUGGUCACUUUUCUUCAUACAGUUCUCUUAUGUGACAAAUUGAACUUUACUACAGCUUUAGUGGUUUGCCCCCUUAAUACUGCCCUCAACUGGAUAAAUGAAUUUAAGAAAUGGCAAGAGGGAUUAGAAGAUGACAAAAAACUUAAGGUAUCUGAAUUAGCAACCAUGAAAAGCCCUCAAGAUCAAAGUAUUUUACUACAAAAAUGGCAAGACAGUGGUGGUGUCAUGGUCAUCGGCUACGAAAUGUACCGAAAUCUUGUACAAGGACGGAAUGUGAAGAGUAAAAAAUUAAAAACAGUAUUUAAUAAAACUCUUGUUGAUCCAGGCCCGGAUUUUGUUGUGUGUGAUGAAGGUCAUAUACUAAAAAAUGAAGCUUCAGCUGUAUCCAAAGCUAUCAAUUUGAUUCGUUCAAAAAGACGAAUUAUUUUAACAGGAACACCUCUACAAAAUAAUCUAACGGAAUAUCACUGUAUGGUUAAUUUUGUCAAAGAGAAUCUCUUGGUUCUGUUACGGAAUUUAGGAAUCGAUUCAUAA